Messenger RNA from Porites evermanni, 10414 nucleotides. Lineage: Eukaryota; Metazoa; Cnidaria; Anthozoa; Scleractinia; Poritidae. The record is from the annotation of a GenBank genome assembly.
UAUACACUAGAAAAUUUGAGACUGAUUGGAGGAAGUGGGCCUGGAGAGGGCAGAGUGGAGAUCUAUUACAGAGGCACCUGGGGAACUGUUUGUGACGAUAAUUGGGAUAAAAAUGAUGCUCGAGCCGUCUGUCGUCAACUUGGGUAUUCGUCUGUUGUCAGUGCUCCACGCAGUGCACGGUUUGGUCAAGGAAGUGGAAAGAUUUGGCUGGACGAUGUUCAGUGUCAAGGAAAUGAAAGUUCCAUUGUGAAUUGUCGACACAGUCCAUGGGGUGUGCAUAACUGUGGACACCAUGAGGAUGCAUCAGUGAUCUGUUCAAGUAAGCGUAUUAAUAAAUAGAUUGUAAUUUAUUAUUAUUAUAGCUUUUAUUAGAGUUGAGCCGAAUGUCAAUUACCAAUGGACCCUCUCGGGACACGUCCGUAUUCAAGGGAAAAUUCAUUGGAGUCCCAGAAAAAAUGUUCACAUACAUAACCUUUUUAUUUGAAGGGAUGUCUCUAUUAAGGGAAAGGAACACUUUUUCAGGGUCCCGAAACCCGGCUUUGACCUCCAUUCAAGCGACAUUUUAAUCAGCACCAAAAAGCUGACUAGCGGCAAAAUUCGUUGAUAAGUUUGAGUGUUCACUAGUCACAAUGGCGACAGCUUUCAAAACGGUGUAUUACACUUGUGGGACUUCAACACACCACAUCACAGAAAAAAGUUAAUCAGGAUUUUUUUUGUACAUUAUCUAGAUGCUUGAAAUAAUGACUGCAACAGAUUCCGAGGCAGAAUAAAAAAUGCAGAUUUAUUUGUUGGUUAAUUAUUAACAUUCACAUCCCAACCUCCUUUCAGGGCUGACACCUAUGUUCGAGCUAAACUUGCCUUGGACCCGAGAAUUUCCCGAUAUUUUGGGUGUGAAGCUGUUGUAAUAUGUAGUUUUUUGAUUCUAUUUAUUAUUAGAAAUAAUAAAGUUACUGACUAUAUAAUUUUAGACCCAUUGGAAUGGUUUACAUUGUGCAAAGUAGGAUCUAUUACUUGACAGGCGUCUCAUGAGUGUGACUAUUUGAAACUAUUCCACAGAUAGUUUUUUUCUACUCUUAUUAGCUUGCAGUUCAUAGUAUUUCCAUUAAAAUUUCAUCUACGCAGCUAUUUGCACAAACCACUAGUCACAAAUCGCUUAAUUAACUACUAAAUGAUGUAUCACAGCAUGAUUGGUGUAAUAUAUAAGGGACUUUCGAAUCAUCCGCGCACUCUAACCUUUGAUUCGCCACUGUUGCUCAAACUUAAAGAAACAGUGUCCCGAAUGUGCGCGCGCGCGAGCGUCAUCUGUUUUUUUCUUCAAAAGACAAUAGAACUGUCAUAUUGACUCGACAAGAUUCCUUUCCGGACCGCAUCGCCGACGGUGAUUUGUUGUUUACAUUCUCAAGUAAUGUUUUAAACUUUCGAAGAAAUCUUUCGUCUUAUUGAAAAUUUGGCUCGCGGUACGAAGACUCAUCGCCUCAUGAUUUCAUGGCGCUAAGUUUUGUAAACUUGUAGCGCCUCUUUGUUUGAUUUUGUCGGCCUUUGGGAGGUUCAUUUAAAAGUUUACUAACGCGUCGUUACAAGACAUAAUUGCACAAGAUCUCCUUAGCCACAUUAAUGUCUCAAUGGUUUCUUUCUUACAGUCCUUAUUGUUGUUAAUGAUAUAUGAAAUAAAUCACAUAUAAACUGCGGAAAUGAAAUGAAGAUGAAGAAAUGAUCGUCGCAGUAAACGCAAUUUAUGCAAUAGCGUAAAGAAGCCUGAAAAAAAAAAAAAAUCAGGACUUCAACGGGGUUUGAACCCGUGACCUCGCGAUUACCGGUGCGAUGCUCUACCAACUGAGCUAUGAAGCCACUGACGUUGGGAGAAGGUCAAUUGUGGGUUCGUAUGUUCCCGUGAUAGAAUUGAGUGUUAAUGAUAUAUGAAAUUAAUCACAUAUGAACUGCGGAAAGGAAAUGAGAUGAAGAAAUGAUUGUCGCAGUUAACGCAAUUUAUGCCAUUGCAUAAAGAAGUCUUGAUCUAAAACGAUUUCUUAAAACAUAAGCAAGCGAAUAUUAACGUUAAAAGCCGACGUUUCGGUAUCAUCAUGACACCAAUAAAUAAUGCGAAGAUUUGAUCUCUAUAGUCUCUACAAAUUAGCAUACAAGUUCUUCAAGUGAAUACCUUUGCGCGAAUCGAGUCCGCCUGCACGUUUAGGGAUGGUUUGAGUUUUCUUAUAAAGAGCAUCUCCUUAAUUAGGCAAUCAAAUUUGUUAGAACCUUUAGUGAGCACGUGAAAUUGUUCUGAAAGAAAAAAUGGUACGUCCGAGUUAUGUUCGCUAAGAUCAUGUUUACAAAUUGGCGACGAUUUCUGUUUGUGUCCAUCAACGCGUUCGUGGAGGUGGCCGCGAGUAUAACCAACAUAUCCUGCAUCGCACAGGUUACAUUGAAAUUGAUAAACUAAACAUUGUUGGUUAACAAUGGCUCGCUUGACUUCUCGAAAUUUAAGGUCUUCGUUGAGUUUUCUGCUGAUGAACACGGGCUGAAUAGUGGUCUUGAUUUUUAAGCUGAGGUCUGUGAGACGUUUUUUCACUAUAUUAGCAGAGACCUGAUCUUUUAAAAAUGGUAUGACAACUCGGAUGGGGGCUGGAGUCUUGUCGGUUGAUGGAAUUUGCUGCUGGUCUGCUUCCUUGGAAUCCAUAGGAAUAGGUGCCUCGGGUACUUAAGCUUUAAGAAUACAGUCUCAAGCCGAUCGCAUUCUUGUGAGAAGUACGACCAGUCGGAAGAUAUGCGGUAAGUUCGAUCUAACAUGGUGGUAAUUAGACUGCGCUUGAACCGAUUUUCCACGUGGCUCUGGUAGUGGAGUAAAAGGCCCGUAUUAGUUGGUUUUACGUAGACCUUGGUCUUGUUUCUGGGAGCUAAGUUUAACUGUUGAACACCGAUGAAAGGAAGAGAGGCAUUCCGUUCAACCUCCAUAUAUAGUAAACUUUGCUGAUGGGUGGCAGUGGUUUAGGGUAUCAAAAAAAAUUUCGGCUGAUGCUAUAUCAGGCAUGAUGGUAAAUGUGUCAUCCACAUAUCGUCGAUAAUAGAAGGGCAAUUUGCCAUCUUGAUCGAGCUUAUCUUCAAUGGAGCACAUAAAGACAUUGGCGAGCAGAAGACCAAGAGGAGAUCCAAUUGCGACGCCAUCUGUUUGCUCAUAGAGAUUUCCAUUAAACUGAAAGAAUUGGUUCUUAGUGGCUGCGUGGAGUAGUUCAAUUAGCUGAUCUCUGGGUAGGUUCAGUUCAUGGGUCUUGUUAAACCAGUCAUCAGUGAAAGCUUUGUCAGUUAAGAUCUGGAUAGCUACAUCUAGUGGUACAUUGGUAAAUGAAGAGUUGACAUCAUAGGAUACUAGAAUAUCGCCUCUGUUGAUCUCUAGGCUUUGUACUUCGUUGACAAAUUCAAAGGUGUCUGUGACCGUGUACUGAUUGCAUAAGAGUGGUUUCAGUUUUUCAUCUAGCCACUUAGCCAACUCAUAGUUAUAAGUAUGCUUAGCGGAGAGAAUUGGGCGCAUAGCAAGUUGUUCCUUAUGCGUCUUCGGUAGGCCAUAUAGGUGUGCAAGUCUACAACAUUUAGGAGGGAAAAGAAGCCUGAAAAAAUUUCACGACUUCAACGAGGUUUGAACCCGUGACCUCGCGAUUACCGGUGCAAUGCUCUACCAACUGAGCUAUGAAGCCACCGACGUUGGGAGCAGGUCAAUUGCGGGUUCAUAUGUUCCCGUGAAAGAAAUGAGUGCUAAUGAUAUAUGAAAUAAAUCAUAUGUGAACUGCGGAAAUGAAAUGAAGAUGAAGAAGUGAUCGUCGCAGUGAACGCAAUUUCUGCAAUUGCGUAAAGAAGUCUGAAAAAAAUUCAGGACUUCAACGGGGUUUAAGCCCGUGACCUCGCGAUUACCGGUGCGAUGCUCUACCAACUGAGCUAUGAAGCCACUGACGUUGGAAGCAGGUCAAUUGUGGGUUCAUAUGUUCCCGUGCGACGAUCAUUUCUUCAUCUUCAUUUCAAUUCUGCAGUUCAAAUAUGAUUUAUUUCAUAUAUCAUUAACACUCAUUUCUUUCACGGGACAUAUGAACCCACAACUGAUCUGCUCCCAACGUCAGUGGCUUCAUAGCUCAGUUGGUAGAGCAUCGCACCGGUAAUCGCAAGGUCACGGGUUCAAACUCCGCUGAAGUCCUGAAUUUUUUUUCAGGCUUCUUUACGCAAUUGCAUAAAUUGCGUUCACUGCGACGAUCAUUUCUCCAUCUUCAGUCUUUAUUAUUGCUGUUUCAUUUCUGCGUAUUCCUUUCACAAUUAUUUGAGCUUGUAUGGAAGCUAGCAGAAGAAAUAAGCCGUCAAUCGGCAUCAAAGCACUUUUCUUGUUUUGGUCCUCUGGCGAACGGCAAUAAAAGUAACGCCAAAAAAUCCCGAUUUCCCCAAAUCGAAAUUUAACGGGAACAAUGUAUCAUUGAUCUGUAAUCCUGAGAAGUUUAAGUGUAGCAUUGAACUCAACCAAGCGCGACGCAAACGGAUUUUUCAAGGUUCUCUUACUGUCCUCGCAUCUUUUGAUUUUGUGACAUCCUGUCCAAAAAUCAAAGUUUCGUGUAUGCGCAGUAACGUUAUACUGUGCCUUUAAUUCACCGUUGUCAAGAGAGAAUUCAACAGCCCCCAUUGCAAAUAUUCUGCUUUUUUUGUAUUGAGGGCUUGAUUUCUGGACUUGUUUAAAAUGUGAGAACGCCUUAGGAAUAAGACUUCCGUUUAAUUACAACCACUAAAAAUAAAUUUUAUGAAAUUUACAUAUCCAUGCCAACACCUUAAAUGAAGUUUUGCGGGAAAAUUCAAGUUAAGUUCUGUUCCUCAAUAAUAAAUAUGGUCAUCGAAGAGGGAGCUGAAAGAUGAUGGUGUUAUACCGGUAUCUUGGUGGUUGCUCUUUUAAAAUGAUAAUCCCUAGCCUAGUUCUUUUACAUUUCGCAGUAUUCCCCUAUUUCUUUGCACACUUCAGUCGAAUAGCUUCCCAGACGUUCUGGGCAGAUUACAAAAAAAGUCGAAGUUUUCCAUUUUGAAAUAUUCUGUGUGCAUGACAGGAUAACAGAUAGGGGAAUAGAGUUGUUUCUUUGUUUUUCAAAACCAAAAUAAGAAUUUACCUCUAACUUAUACAAUAGCAACUUUGAGACUGACUGGAGGAAGUGGGCCUGGAGAGGGCAGAGUGGAGAUCUAUUACAGCGGUAGCUGGGGAACUGUUUGUGACGAUAAUUGGGAUAAAAAUGAUGCUCGAGUUGUCUGUCGUCAACUUGGAUAUUUGUUUGCUGUCAGUGCUCCACACAGUGCACGGUUUGGUCAAGGAAGUGGAAAGAUUUGGCUGGACGAUGUUCAGUGUCAGGGAAAUGAAGGUUCCAUUGUGAGUUGUCGACACAAUCCAUGGGGUGUGCAUAACUGUGGACACCAUGAGGAUGCAUCAGUGAUCUGUUCAAGUAAGCGUAAUAAUAAAUAGAUUGUAAUUUAUAAGUAUUAAUUAAUAGAUUUUAUUAGAGUUGAGGCUAAUGUCAAUUACAAUGGACCCUCUCGGGACUUAUCCUUAUUGAAGGGAAAAUUCAGUGGAGUCCCAGGAAAAUGUUCACAUACAUAACCUUUUUAUUUGUUACCUCUAUUGGAGGGACAUCUCUAUUCAGAGGAAAGGAACACUUUUUCUGGAUCCCGAAACCCGGCUUUAACCUCCAUUCAAGGGACACUUUAAUCAGCACCAAAAAGCUGACUAACGGCAAAAUUCGUUGAUAAGUUUAAGUAUUCACUAGUCACAAUGGCGACAGCUUUCAAAACAUGAACUAUCUCACUUGAAAACGACGUAUUACACUUGUGGGACUUCAACACACUACAUUACAGAAAUAAGUUAAUCAGGAUUUUUUUGUACAUUAUCUAGAUGCUUGAAAUAAUGACUGCAGCAGAUUCCGAGGCAGAAUAAAAAAUGCAGUUUUAUUUGUUGGUUAAUCAUUAACAAGCCCCAGCCCAACCUCCAUUCAGGGCGGACACCUCUGUUCAGGCUAAACUUGCCUUGGACCCGAGAAUUUCCCGAUAUUUUGGGUGGGCAAGCUUUUUUAAUACGUUGUUUGUAUGAUUCUGUUUACUAUUAGAAAUACUGAAAUUACUGACCAUAUAAUUGUAGACUCAUUGGAAUAGUUUACAUUGUGCAAAGAAGGAUCUAUUACUUGACAGGCGUCACAUGAGUGUGACUCUUUGAAACGGUUCUACAGAUAAUUUUUCCUACUCUUAUUAGCUCGCAGUUCAUAGUAUUGCCAUUAAAAAUUCGCCUAUGCAGCCAUUUGCACAAAACUCUGGACACACAUCGCUUAAUUAACUACUAAAUGAUAUAUCACAGCAUGAUUGGUGUAAUACAUAACGGGCUUUGUAAUCAUCCCCGUACUCUCACCUUUGAUUUGCCACUCUUGUUAAAACUUGAUUCAGCGUUGACAAGAGAGAAUUCAACAGACGCCUUAGGAAUAAGACUUCCGUUUAAUUACAACUGCUAAAAAUAAAUUUAGUGAAUUUCACAUACCCACGCCAGCACAUUAAGAUUCCCUCUCUGCUGGUCCCAUUAAACUCUCUUGGCCAGUAUGUCAAGGUGUUUUCACGGACGUUUUUAUUUUUAAAUCAAGUCUCGUGGGAAAAGUUAAGUUCUGUUCCUCAAUAAUAAAUUUGGUCAUCGAAGAGGGAGCUGAAAGAUGACGGCGUCAUUCCGGUCUGUUGGUGGUUGCUCUUUCAAAAUGAAAAUUCCUAGCCUUGUUCUGUUACAUUUCGCAGUAUUCCCCUAUUUCUUUGCACACUUCAGUCGAAUAGCAUCGCCGAAGUUCCCUGCAGAUUACACAAAAAGACAAAGUUUUCCAUUUUAAAAUAUUCUGUGUGCAUGUCAGGAUAACAGAUAAGGGAAUAGAGUUGUUUUUCAAAACCCAAAUAAGAAUUUACCUCUAACUUAUACACUAGCAACUUUGAGACUGAUUGGAGGAAAUUGGCCUGGAGAGGGCAGAGUGGAGAUCUAUUACAGCGGUAGCUGGGGAACUGUUUGUGACGAUAAUUGGGAUAAAAAUGAUGCUCGAGUUGUCUGUCGUCAACUCGGGUAUUCGUUUGCUGUCAGUGCUCCACACAGUGCACGGUUUGGUCAAGGAAGUGGAAAGAUUUGGCUGGACGAUGUUCAGUGUCAGGGAAAUGAAGGUUCCAUUGUGAGUUGUCGACACAAUCCAUGGGGUGUGCAUAACUGCUCCCAACGUCAGUGGCUUCAUAGCUCAGUUGGUAGAGCAUCGCACCGGUAAUCGCAAGGUCACGGGUUCAAACUCCGCUGAAGUCCUGAAUUUUUUUUCAGGCUUCUUUACGCAAUUGCAUAAAUUGCGUUCACUGCGACGAUCAUUUCUCCAUCUUCAGUCUUUAUUAUUGCUGUUUCAUUUCUGCGUAUUCCUUUCACAAUUAUUUGAGCUUGUAUGGAAGCUAGCAGAAGAAAUAAGCCGUCAAUCGGCAUCAAAGCACUUUUCUUGUUUUGGUCCUCUGGCGAACGGCAAUAAAAGUAACGCCAAAAAAUCCCGAUUUCCCCAAAUCGAAAUUUAACGGGAACAAUGUAUCAUUGAUCUGUAAUCCUGAGAAGUUUAAGUGUAGCAUUGAACUCAACCAAGCGCGACGCAAACGGAUUUUUCAAGGUUCUCUUACUGUCCUCGCAUCUUUUGAUUUUGUGAUAUCCUGUCCAAAAAUCAAAGUUUCGUGUAUGCGCAGUAACGUUAUACUGUGCCUUUAAUUCACCGUUGUCAAGAGAGAAUUCAACAGCCCCCAUUGCAAAUAUUCUGCUUUUUUUGUAUUGAGGGCUUGAUUUCUGGACUUGUUUAAAAUGUGAGAACGCCUUAGGAAUAAGACUUCCGUUUAAUUACAACCACUAAAAAUAAAUUUUAUGAAAUUUACAUAUCCAUGCCAACACCUUAAAUGAAGUUUUGCGGGAAAAUUCAAGUUAAGUUCUGUUCCUCAAUAAUAAAUAUGGUCAUCGAAGAGGGAGCUGAAAGAUGAUGGUGUUAUACCGGUAUCUUGGUGGUUGCUCUUUUAAAAUGAUAAUCCCUAGCCUAGUUCUUUUACAUUUCGCAGUAUUCCCCUAUUUCUUUGCACACUUCAGCCGAAUAGCAUCCCAGACGUUCUGGGCAGAUUACAAAAAAAGUCGAAGUUUUCCAUUUUGAAAUAUUCUGUGUGCAUGACAGGAUAACAGAUAGGGGAAUAGAGUUGUUUCUUUGUUUUUCAAAACCAAAAUAAGAAUUUACCUCUAACUUAUACAAUAGCAACUUUGAGACUGACUGGAGGAAGUGGGCCUGGAGAGGGCAGAGUGGAGAUCUAUUACAGCGGUAGCUGGGGAACUGUUUGUGACGAUAAUUGGGAUAAAAAUGAUGCUCGAGUUGUCUGUCGUCAACUUGGAUAUUUGUUUGCUGUCAGUGCUCCACACAGUGCACGGUUUGGUCAAGGAAGUGGAAAGAUUUGGCUGGACGAUGUUCAGUGUCAGGGAAAUGAAGGUUCCAUUGUGAGUUGUCGACACAAUCCAUGGGGUGUGCAUAACUGUGGACACCAUGAGGAUGCAUCAGUGAUCUGUUCAAGUAAGCGUAAUAAUAAAUAGAUUGUAAUUUAUAAGUAUUAAUUAAUAGAUUUUAUUAGAGUUGAGGCUAAUGUCAAUUACAAUGGACCCUCUCGGGACUUAUCCUUAUUGAAGGGAAAAUUCAGUGGAGUCCCAGGAAAAUGUUCACAUACAUAACCUUUUUAUUUGUUACCUCUAUUGGAGGGACAUCUCUAUUCAGAGGAAAGGAACACUUUUUCUGGAUCCCGAAACCCGGCUUUAACCUCCAUUCAAGGGACACUUUAAUCAGCACCAAAAAGCUGACUAACGGCAAAAUUCGUUGAUAAGUUUAAGUAUUCACUAGUCACAAUGGCGACAGCUUUCAAAACAUGAACUAUCUCACUUGAAAACGACGUAUUACACUUGUGGGACUUCAACACACUACAUUACAGAAAUAAGUUAAUCAGGAUUUUUUUGUACAUUAUCUAGAUGCUUGAAAUAAUGACUGCAGCAGAUUCCGAGGCAGAAUAAAAAAUGCAGUUUUAUUUGUUGGUUAAUCAUUAACAAGCCCCAGCCCAACCUCCAUUCAGGGCGGACACCUCUGUUCAGGCUAAACUUGCCUUGGACCCGAGAAUUUCCCGAUAUUUUGGGUGGGCAAGCUUUUUUAAUACGUUGUUUGUAUGAUUCUGUUUACUAUUAGAAAUACUGAAAUUACUGACCAUAUAAUUGUAGACUCAUUGGAAUAGUUUACAUUGUGCAAAGAAGGAUCUAUUACUUGACAGGCGUCACAUGAGUGUGACUCUUUGAAACGGUUCUACGGAUAAUUUUUCCUACUCUUAUUAGCUCGCAGUUCAUAGUAUUGCCAUUAAAAAUUCACCUAUGCAGCCAUUUGCACAAAACUCUGGACACACAUCGCUUAAUUAACUACUAAAUGAUAUAUCACAGCAUGAUUGGUGUAAUACAUAACGGGCUUUGUAAUCAUCCCCGUACUCUCACCUUUGAUUUGCCACUCUUGUUAAAACUUGAUUCAGCGUUGACAAGAGAGAAUUCAACAGACGCCUUAGGAAUAAGACUUCCGUUUAAUUACAACCGCUAAAAAUAAAUUUAGUGAAUUUCACAUACCCACGCCAGCACAUUAAGAUUCCCUCUCUGCUGGUCCCAUUAAACUCUCUUGGCCAGUAUGUCAAGGUGUUUUCACGGACGUUUUUAUUUUUAAAUCAAGUCUCGUGGGAAAAGUUAAGUUCUGUUCCUCAAUAAUAAAUUUGGUCAUCGAAGAGGGAGCUGAAAGAUUCAUUCCGGUCUGUUGGUGGUUGCUCUUUCAAAAUGAAAAUUCCUAGCCUUGUUCCGUUACAUUUCGCAGUAUUCCCCUAUUUCUUUGCACACUUCAGUCGAAUAGCAUCGCCGAAGUUCCCUGCAGAUUACACAAAAAGACAAAGUUUUCCAUUUUAAAAUAUUCUGUGUGCAUGUCAGGAUAACAGAUAAGGGAAUAGAGUUGUUUUUCAAAACCCAAAUAAGAAUUUACCUCUAACUUAUACACUAGCAACUUUGAGACUGAUUGGAGGAAAUUGGCCUGGAGAGGGCAGAGUGGAGAUCUAUUACAGCGGUAGCUGGGGAACUGUUUGUGACGAUAAUUGGGAUAAAAAUGAUGCUCGAGUUGUCUGUCGUCAACUCGGGUAUUCGUUUGCUGUCAGUGCUCCACACAGUGCACGGUUUGGUCAAGGAAGUGGAAAGAUUUGGCUGGACGAUGUUCAGUGUCAGGGAAAUGAAGGUUCCAUUGUGAGUUGUCGACACAAUCCAUGGGGUGUGCAUAACUGUGGACACCAUGAGGAUGCAUCAGUGAUCUGUUCAAGUAAGCGCGAUAAUAAAUAG